Molecule: messenger RNA, 1347 nt
Organism: Knipowitschia caucasica
Lineage: Eukaryota; Metazoa; Chordata; Actinopteri; Gobiiformes; Gobiidae
Source: the annotation of a GenBank genome assembly
AUGGGCCUGAGAGGAUCUCACUAUCCACAAGUGCUGUCCAGUGCAGCGCUCAGCUGCGAAAUCCCAUACAUGGGAGAUGAGGAGAUCAAAUUGUUUGUGGAAGGAAUAGCAUUUCCUGACAAAAACUUUGAUGGUGUAAUCCGUAUCCACCUCAGUUUAUUAGAACCAAUCUGUGAAGGAAUUCCGGAAACUCCGAUCUUUACAGACACUGUGAUGUUCAGAGUGGCUCCGUGGAUCAUGACACCCAACACCCUCCGGCCGCUGGAGGUGUUUGUGUGCAGCACAAAGGAUAACUAUAAAUUCCUGAAGGACAUGAAGAGGCUUGUAGAGCGCAGCGGUUCUAAACUGAACAUUUGCUACGAGUCUAUGAAUCGGGGAGAUCGCUGGAUACAGGAUGAGCUGGAGUUCGGCUAUAUCGAUUCUCCACAUCACUCCUUUCCAGUCGUUUUGGAUUCUCCCAGAGAUCGAGAACUCAAUGACUUUCCGUAUCACGUGCUUUUGGGCCCAGAUUUUGGUUAUGUGACAAGAGUGCCACACCGGAAAGAUGUGAGUAGCUUGGACUCUUUCGGAAAUCUUGAAGUAAGUCCUCCUGUCACCGUCAAUGGAAAGGAUUAUCCCCUGGGCAGAAUUAUCAUCGGAGUCGCCUUUCCUACGGCAUCUAAAGGACGAAACAUGACUCAGGUAGUCCAGGACUUCCUGUGGGCCCAGACUGUCCAAGAGCCUGUAGCUUUAUAUUCUGACUGGCUUGAAGUGGGUCAUGUCGAUGAGUUUAUGUCCUUUGUUCCCGCCAAGGACAGAAAGGGAUUCCGCCUGCUGCUGGCCAGUCCAGAUGCAGGGUACAAACUAUUCAAAAAACUGCAGAACGAUGGUUAUGGUGAAGCCAAACUGUUUGAGGAUAUUCCAGACGAAACGCCGAUAUCAGUGAAUGAAAUAUUGGCUGAUAAACAAUUUGAAGCCGAAAAUAAUUACGUUCAGAGCUGCAUUGACUGGAACAGAGACGUGCUGAAGAAAGAGCUGGGUUUGGAGGAUGAGGACAUUAUUGAUCUGCCCAUUCUGUUUAAACUUGUUGACGACAAUGAUCAGUACAGAGCCCUGGCCUAUUACCCGGACAUGGUGAACAUGAUUGUCCUGGGGAAACACCUGGGCAUCCCGAAGCCGUUUGGGCCGAAAGUGAAUGGGACGUGUGCCCUGGAGCAGGAGAUGGUCUCUCUGAUGGGGGGCCUGGGCCUGAGCUGCACUUUCAUAGAUGAUUUCGCCUCUUACCACAAACAACACGGAGAAGUGCACUGCGGAUCUAAUGUCCGCCGAGCUCCCUUUGAGUUCAAAUGGUGGAACAUAGAAAUGUGA